This is a messenger RNA of Carlito syrichta (Philippine tarsier), 3246 nucleotides long. It is a transcript of the gene SVOP, whose product is annotated as SV2 related protein. The transcript has 16 exons. Bases 363 to 2009 code for a protein of 548 amino acids. NCBI's taxonomy places the organism in Eukaryota, Metazoa, Chordata, Mammalia, Primates, Tarsiidae. Gene Ontology annotation, biological process: transmembrane transport. Gene Ontology annotation, molecular function: transmembrane transporter activity. The record is from RefSeq and is a predicted model, not a curated record. Gene Ontology annotation, cellular component: membrane.
AAGGGUGCUCCUCGGUCCCUCGACAGCCAUUUCACAGCGUGCCCUGCAGCAUCCCAGAAAGGCCCCGGCAGCCACCGAGAGCCAGUCAACUCCCCUGAGCAGAAGGGCUCUCCCCGCCCCCUCUCGCGCGCAGCUAGCUCUGCCCUCCGCCUCCUCCUCUCCGCCCACUCUCGCCGCGGUCUCCCGGCGGCGGCUUUGUCUCGGGGGCUGGUCCCCAACGGCUCCCGCCCCAAACAGCUGCCGCCCGAGGGAGGAAGCGGCGCGGGAGCUGUCCGGCACUCCAGUGCUGAAACCCCGAGGGCCCCCAUCCGCCACUACCAUGUAAGGGCCAUGAAAAGGGCUCGUCCUGGCGCAGCGCGGCCAUGGAGGAGGACCUAUUCCAGCUAAGGCAGCUGCCGGUGGUGAAAUUCCGUCGUACGGGUGAGAGUGCAAGGUCCGAGGACGACACGGCUUCAGGAGAACAUGAGGUCCAGAUUGAAGGGGUCCGCGCAGGCCUAGAGGCCGUUGAGCUGGAUGAUGGGGCAGCUGUGCCUAAGGAGUUUGCCAAUCCCACCGAUGAUACUUUCAUGGUGGAAGAUGCAGUGGAAGCCAUUGGGUUUGGAAAAUUUCAGUGGAAGCUGUCAGUUCUCACCGGCUUGGCUUGGAUGGCCGACGCCAUGGAGAUGAUGAUCCUCAGCAUCCUGGCACCGCAGCUGCACUGCGAGUGGAGGCUUCCCAGCUGGCAGGUGGCACUGCUGACCUCAGUGGUCUUUGUAGGCAUGAUGUCCAGCUCCACACUCUGGGGAAACAUCUCAGACCAGUAUGGCAGGAAAACAGGGCUGAAGAUCAGCGUGCUCUGGACUUUGUACUACGGCAUCCUGAGCGCCUUUGCGCCCAUGUACACCUGGAUCCUGGUGCUCCGGGGCCUGGUGGGCUUCGGCAUCGGAGGAGUCCCGCAGUCGGUGACACUGUAUGCUGAGUUCCUUCCCAUGAAAGCCAGAGCUAAAUGUAUUUUGCUGAUUGAGGUCUUCUGGGCUAUCGGGACGGUGUUUGAGGUCAUCCUUGCUGUCUUCGUGAUGCCCAGCCUGGGCUGGCGCUGGCUGCUCAUCCUCUCGGCCGUCCCGCUCCUCGUCUUUGCUGUGCUGUGUUUCUGGCUUCCGGAGAGCGCGAGGUAUGAUGUGCUGUCCGGGAACCAGGAAAAGGCAAUCGCCACCUUAAAGAGGAUAGCGACAGAGAACGGAGCACCCAUGCCGCUGGGGAAACUCAUCAUCUCCAGACAGGAAGACCGAGGCAAAAUGAGGGACCUUUUCACGCCCCAUUUUAGAUGGACAACUUUGUUGCUGUGGUUCAUAUGGUUUUCCAAUGCAUUCUCUUACUAUGGGUUAGUUCUGCUCACCACGGAACUCUUCCAGGCAGGAGAUGUCUGCAGCAUCUCCAGUCGGAAGAAGGCAGUAGAGGCCAAGUGCAGCCUGGCCUGUGAGUACCUGAGUGAGGAGGAUUACAUGGAUUUGCUGUGGACCACCCUCUCUGAGUUCCCAGGCGUCCUCGUGACUCUGUGGAUUAUUGAUCGCCUGGGCCGCAAGAAGACCAUGGCCCUGUGCUUUGUCAUCUUCUCCUUCUGCAGCCUCCUGCUGUUUAUCUGCGUUGGAAGAAAUGUGCUCACCCUGUUACUCUUCAUUGCAAGAGCGUUUAUUUCUGGAGGCUUUCAAGCGGCCUAUGUUUACACACCUGAGGUCUACCCCACAGCGACGCGGGCGCUGGGCCUGGGAACCUGCAGUGGCAUGGCAAGAGUGGGUGCUCUCAUCACUCCGUUCAUUGCCCAGGUGAUGCUGGAGUCCUCUGUGUACCUGACCCUGGCGGUUUACAGUGGCUGCUGCCUGCUGGCUGCCCUGGCCUCCUGCUUUUUGCCCAUCGAGACCAAAGGCCGAGGCCUACAGGAGUCCAGCCACCGGGAGUGGGGCCAGGAAAUGGUCGGCCGGGGGAUGCACGGCACAGGCGUCACCAGGUCAAACUCUGGAUCUCAGGAAUAGGAAUGGAUGGAGACUGAGCUGGUCUUUGAGGCUGUAGGACUCAGGGGUCUGGCAGAGCCCAGCGGGGGCGCUGAUCGUCACUGCCGACACCAAGAACUCACCCAGGAAUACGACGUGGACCAACAGGGUUUUGUGUCUUGACUCUGUUUGCUCAUAUUCACUGAGUUCUGCCUAGGGAUGGGGGCCAUUGGCUCUGGGGGGUUCUCUGUGUGUGUGGGGGAAGGUUUGUUCAUAACCCAUGGAUCUGCAUGGGAAAACGAUCCCAUUAGGAGGAUCCGGCGAUGUCAGCAGUCGACAAUGGGACACCACCUGGAGUCACCUGGCUAUACCCUCAGUGAACCGCAACCAAAAGAGUUCUGUAGAUACCGUCCAGGCCCCGGCCCGUGUGAUACCUGCCAUUCACCACCCGGACUUGUUCAGUAGGUUCCUCCCCCACCCCUGGCCCCAGGCUUUCUUCUGUGAAGUUGCAGGUGACGUAGUUGCAGGGCCCUGUUUAGUGACACCUGACUAGUGGAGACUCUGACGGAUGGCAUCUGAACUUGAGCCACGUGCCCCAGCCCUGCCCCUCUGGAGUUGCUGUGGCUGGCUCUAGAUGUGUGCCUGGGUACAGCUGGGUUUGCACCCGGUGACAGCCUCAGAAAGCUGUUACCCCCUGGGAACUGAGGACUGAGGCGGGGAGGUGAGACUGAAGCCCAAAGCCAAAGUUGCUUCUCCUUCUGAAACAGCAAAGACCACACUGGGCUUCCUUCCUGGCCCCCUCCUCAGUCAGGCUGGACGGUGACGCCUGGGGAAAGGAAACCAUUGACUCAGGGUCCAGAGUGUUGGGGUUCGUGCAUGGGUAGAUGACUGAGUAGGCAGAGAACCUGGGUUCCCCGAUGCAUAGCCAUCUUGUCAAGGGCAGUCUUGGUCACUGCACAGAGGCAGCCCAGGAGUCCCGGCCUUGAAGUGGAGAGGGGUAGGGAGGCCCACAGGUGUACAUUUGCAGAGGAAGAGGCUCAAGGCCAAGUGGGUUUGGGGUUGGUCUCAGGGCGAAGGGAUGGAACAGACUCCACUCACUUCCCGAAUUUGGUUCAAAUGAGCCUUUCUCCUCAUGGUGAAGGCAGGAGACCCAGAGGAGGGAGGAAGUUGGCAGAUCCCAUCUGAGGGCAGGGAAGACCGACCCUCGGCUUGGAGUGGACAUUGCAAGGAAGCCAAAUGUAUACAUUCAUCUCUUAUUAAAACGUGUCAGUGAUGGACA